AUGACAAUGACAGUGACAGUUGUCAAUUGAAGAAAAACAAAACAUAUUUUUUUGAUUAAAAAAGAAAUAAUGGUCGAAGAAGCAAAAAAAUACCUCCAAGAUAUUUUGGGAAGAGUCAAUGGUUUGCAUUGUAUAUUAAUAACAGACAGAGACGGUGUCCGAAUGUUGAAAGUUUCCAAUGACAAAACCCCUGAACAAGCCAACAAACCAAAUUUUAUAUCAACUUUUGGCUUAGCCAUAGAUCAAGGAAGUAAGCUAGGACUAGGGAAGACCACUACAUUGAUCUGCACAUAUUCUCAGUACCAAGUAGUCCAGAUGAAUAAGUUGCCUUUAAUAGUAACAUUCAUAGCCAGUGAUAGUUGCAAUACAGGACAUAUUUUAGCUUUGGAGAAACAAAUUGAUGGUAUAGUGUCUGAUUUAGCGUUAGCUGUGACUGAAUCCUAAUUAAGAAACAAAUUUAUUCUAUAUCGUCAGCUUACUGUGAAAAAUGCAUGUCCAAAAUACCCGAUUUUACAGGAGAGACAAAAACCAACUGUGUAUAACUUGACUUGAAUACAACAAAAUUCACGGUUUUAGUAAUAAAUUUAGUUAAUCACCAAAUGAAGUGUCGAUCUAACCUAGGCAUAUUGACCUGUUUGCAAUAAAAAUAUUUUUUAUUUUAUGAACAGCAAAAAAGCAGCCAUACAUUUGAACAGUUUGGCCUCACAAGAGAAAACUUAUGCAGAUAUCAUAUGGUUGUCAAAAUUAACGGACUUAUUAGAAGAAAACAGAGUCAUACCUACGUAGCUUUUGGAUAAUACUAACAAAUGCCAUCAAAAGUCUACAAUUAGGACUUACCUAAAUAUUUUGGACUCACGCAUUUUUCACAGUAAGCCAACUAUAUGUUUGCUUUGAAAAAGUUAAUUUUCCAAACAUAAAUUUAAUAUUAUGAACUUGUGUAAGUUUUUCUAUAUUGUAUAUUAUUUAGUGUGUCUGUACUUUUGUGUCAAAAUUAGGUAUUUCUAGUAAAUUGCUUUCUAUUAAACAAAAAUAAUACAAUUUUUAUAUUGAAAGCAUUAGUGGUAGACUUUUAUUACUAUUAUUUUGUUUCAUCUUUCUGUGGCCCCCUUUUGUCCAUGUUAGACUCCCUCUCUUCUUGUAGGCCCCCCUUUGGCCAUGUUAUAUUCCCCCUUCGUCCUGUAGGCCUCAGUUAUCCAUGUUAGACUCCCUUGCCUUCUUGAAUGCAUCACUUGACUGUUACAUACAUCCCUCUGUAUCUUUACAUGUUAAUUUUACAGUAUUAGUACAAUAAUGAAAUUCUAAAUAAAAACGGGUCUUGAGGUCUGGUACUAUACUCCCUGCGAUCUCUACAGGGAGUCUACUUAUUGCAUACUGCUACUUUACAUGCUCUAUUUUUCUAUGUCAUUGUACCUCUUGUCUCCCCCCUUUUCAACAAGCCGUUAUGCAAUCAGAUAGUUUAAACUGUUAAUACCCUAAUGUUAACAUCAGAUAUUAACACCCUAAUGCCCCUUGUUAGACCUGCCAUGUUCUAUUUUUCUAUCAGUGAGCCUCUUCCUCUUUUCAACAAGCUGUCAUGCACUCACCUACCGACCUAGCUUAGGCUGUUUAUGUUAAGGUGCUACAUGCUAAGGCCCCUUUGGUUAUCCAUUCCCCAAUCCCCAGUUCUAGAAUAUUUACUUUCCAACAACCCGUCAUAUUGUUGCCAUCCAACUAGCCGCUCUUAAGCUGAGUGACUUAGUGAUCUAUUUUUCUGUUUUGCUCUCCACAUAAUUAUGAAUUUGUAUGAAUUCUGAAUGAUUCUCAAGAUUAUCGCGCUAAGUAUACACUUACUAAGCUCGGGUAUGUAUGUGUGUUAAUAAAUAUAAGUCUUGUAAAAUAAUCGUUUAUUAAUAAUAAUAAUAAUGUAUAUAAAAAUGUAUUUCACUUAUACAGUAAUAUAUUUUGUAAUAUUUUA
This is a messenger RNA of Diabrotica virgifera virgifera (western corn rootworm), 1954 nucleotides long. It is a transcript of the gene Lamtor3, whose product is annotated as ragulator complex protein LAMTOR3 homolog. The transcript has a single exon. The coding region runs from base 70 to 444 and encodes 124 amino acids. Gene Ontology annotation, cellular component: Ragulator complex. NCBI's taxonomy places the organism in Eukaryota, Metazoa, Arthropoda, Insecta, Coleoptera, Chrysomelidae. Gene Ontology annotation, biological process: cellular response to amino acid stimulus; positive regulation of TOR signaling. The record is from RefSeq and is a predicted model, not a curated record.